Molecule: messenger RNA, 1606 nt
Organism: Bicyclus anynana (squinting bush brown)
Lineage: Eukaryota; Metazoa; Arthropoda; Insecta; Lepidoptera; Nymphalidae
Product: insulin-like growth factor-binding protein complex acid labile subunit
Exons: 2
Coding region: 111-899 (262 amino acids)
Molecular function (GO): protein binding
Source: RefSeq, a predicted model, not a curated record
CGGGAUUUUAAUUCGCUGGUUACUGAUAACAUUAUUAUAUAUGUCGUCAUUUAGUUUUAUAUCUACUAUUACUUAAACCGCCUUCAAUCCGACCGAUUCAGAGAAACAAUAUGGCCGGCCUUGCGCUUCGGUUCAGUAUUGUCUUAAGCGUAUGUCUCCUGGUGACUGCCGACUUCACAGACGAUUGUACAGAAUGUAAACGCGCCUCGCACACAGGAGGCAAACAAGUGGACUUCUCCCACAGAGCAUACCACGACAUACCCAACAAUUUGUCACCAGCAACACAAAUCUUAGACCUUACUGCCAACGACCUCAAGAAAAUCAAGAGACACGCCUUCCGAGACGCAGGAUUAAUCAAUCUAAAGAAGGUAAUACUCAAGGAAUGCAAAUUAACUACUAUAGAUGAAAACGCACUGACCGACCUUCAGAAAUUGAUUGUGAUUGAUUUAUCGAAAAACGAACUAAAAACGUUACCUGCCGACCUUUUUAAGGAAAAACCAAAAAUAAAAUGGAUUUUACUCAACAACAAUCAAAUAGAGAAGCUAGAAGACGGCCUAUUUAACAAUCUUCCCAGUCUGUAUAUAGUGGAUUUAAGCCACAACCGCAUCGCACAAAUCGGUAUGGAAACCUUCUUAAAUGUGCCAAAGCUAGAGAAAUUAAAGCUCAAUAACAAUAAGUUGGAACAACUCGAAAAAGACAAACUGAGUGCUUUGACGUCUAUACAUUUAGUUCUAGAUAUUCAUGGCAAUCAUUGGAGAUGUGACUGCAAUUUGAAGCCUCUGGUGAACUGGGUGAUCGAAGGAAGGUUCUCCGCAACACGCUUAUUAUGCAGCGAACCACCUCUAGUUCAGGGUAAACGGUGGAGUGAGCUGGAAUCCAGUGACUUUGCUUGUGAAUAAGCUUCCCUUCUAUUGUAACAAGAGUACCAUAGUAUCUUUACCAUUUUGUAAAAGCUUUUGAAGUAGAAAUAGAAUAAAGUUUAUUUGAAUAAAUUAUUAUAACACAAGAAGUGUCUGAAGUAACACAUUAAACAAAAGAAAAACUCAUUACCAUAUGACAUUGUGCAACUAAUACCGCUUUUGUGAAACAUUGUGUUGCCUUUUUUGUCAGGUCAGUGGAUACAAUCUUACACGUUAAGGAAAGCAUUUUUUUUCUUUAAUUAUUAUUCAUGGUUAGACUUUGUUUACAGGGUGUCCCGUAAAUAUAACGACAUACUUUACAAGGUGAUAGCUGACGUCCAGGCCUACUAAAAUAACACAAUAUAUGUAAAUAGUCGAAAUUUUACGGUUUUGAUUUUUGUACAAAAUACAAUUCAGUGCAGUUUACUCAAAUAUGCUGAAAAAUUACUUAAGCGUUUAGUUUUAUACUUGGUAAUUGUUAGGUUGUUUCAAGUAAUGAAAGUUUAGUUUUUUCUACUGCAAAGUAAGAUUUUUCUAAUAAACUGGACUUUUUUUAUAUUAAACGAUUAUUUUUAUAUGUACCUACGGUCGGUCACAGUACAACAGUCACGUUAAAAAAAAUAUGUACGAGGCAAGCUUAAAAACAUGUUCAAUUAAUAAGGAUUCCAAAGAUUUGUUCCUGGCACUUGAAUAACAAAAUAAUUUAC